Vanrija pseudolonga is the source of this 2652-nucleotide messenger RNA. RefSeq lists its product as uncharacterized. The transcript has 3 exons. NCBI's taxonomy places the organism in Eukaryota, Fungi, Basidiomycota, Tremellomycetes, Trichosporonales, Trichosporonaceae. The record is from RefSeq and is a predicted model, not a curated record. The coding region runs from base 1 to 2652 and encodes 883 amino acids.
AUGGCGCCGUUCAUCUUCGUGCCCCCCAAGAACCCCUCCGUCCCCAUCCCAGACUAUGUCUACUCGCACCCACUGUUCACGCGCCACUCCUCGCUCGCGUACCACGCCUUUGGGCUCGACUGGGCGCAGCGCAUGUACGGCCCGCACUACUUCUCCAUGCCGGCGCCGGUGCUCGGCUCGGUGCCCAUCCCUCUGCCGCGCGAGGUCGAGUUCAUGCUGCGCCAGUUCGACCUGGACGUGUGGUUCGACCCCGAGACGCCGCCAGAGACCAAGGCGAAGGUGUCGGCCUGGGCGCGCCGCGUGUACGCGACGCAUGACGGCUACCAGACUCUGCUUGGCUACCCCAACAAGCCCCCGAUGGGCAUGGAGCUCGCCCAGCUCGUCGUCAACUUCUGGGAGAUGAUGUACGGCCCCCACGUCGAGUUGACGGGGGGCUUCGGCCCGGUGUCCGCCCUCCCCGGUGACGUCAGCGCCGAGGCCGCGCCGUACCUUGUCAACAUGGCCAUGGUGCACGCCACCGCCGAGGACGACAGCGACGAGAGCGACGAGAGCGUCGAGGUGUCGUUUGCGGCGCCCUCGUCCGAGAGCCGCAGUCGCGACGUCACGCCGCAGCCCAGCGGUCACGACGAGCAUGGCGCUCCGGCCGCAAACGGAAGCAACAACAACAGCGGUGGAGACGGCCAGGCCGUCCCACCACCCACUUCGUCGGCUCCGGCCGAGGUCGACCACAACGCUACGCCGGCCACAGCUCCAAGUCACGCUUACGCCGUGGACACGUCGGAUGGGGAGGACACCAUCGAGGAGGUCGUCGUCAACCUCCCCGGCAGCCGCCGCCCCAGCACCGCUGCGAGUGCCGCUGAGGUCGUCCUCGCGUCGCCGGCGUCGACCACCUCGCCCCAGACGCCCGAGACCAUCAUCAAGACGCCCGAGGCGGAGGCUACCGGGCUGCAGCUCAGCCCCAAGGUCCACGAGGAGUCGCUCGAGGACGUCAAGAGCGUGGAGGUGUCAACAGCGCCCGCGCCAAAGAAGGGCAAGGGCCAGAAGAAGAAGAGGAAGGCGGCGAUCACCGCUUCUGUCGUCGAGGCGCCAGAGCCCGAGGUCACGGGGCUGCAGCUCAGCCCCAGUGUUCCUCACCAGCCGGUGGAGGUCAUUAAGAGUGUGACCGAGUCAGCGUCGCCGUCGCCAGCACCAGCACCGGCGCCCAAGAAGAACAAGAACAAGAAGAGGAAGGCCUCAGCCGCCGUGACGCCCCCGGCCGAGCAGGAGGUCCAUGGGCUGCAGAUCAGCCCUGAGGUUCCCGAUGAGCUACUGGAGGACGUCAAGGACGUCAAGGAUGUCAAGGACGUCAAGGACGUCAAGGAAGUCGAGGACGUCAAGGGCGUCAAGUACGUCAAGGACGUCAAGGACGUGGCUGAGUCGGCCGCACCGUCGACCAAGAAGAGCAAGACCCAGAAGAAGAAGGCGAAGAAGGCGCAGAAGGCUGCUGCCGCUGAGGCAGCGGCUGAGACUGUGGUGGCCGCGGCUGCUGAGGCGGACAAGGGCGUCAAGGCUGGCGACGAGGUCGCUGUGGAGACGAUCGUUUCGGAUGGCGCUGCGGCUCCCGUGAACGUCAUUUCCAAGGCCAUUGCCGACGUCCCUGCUGAGGCUCCCGCCGCCCCUGACGCGUCGGUGCCGCCGGCGACGCCAGAGACCCACGAGGCGGUCUCUACCACCGACGCUGUCGCCACCGCCGCCGAGGCCCCUGCCGAGGACGACGUCGCGGCGAACGCCCCCGCUCACUCUACCGACCCCGGCAAUGCUAUCGACCCGGCCGAGCCUGCCGACGCCCCCGAGGUGGCCAACGUCCCCCAGCCUGCCAGUACCGCCGAGCCUACCAGUGAGACCGAGCCCACCGAUGCCACCGAACCCCUCGAGGCAGCCGGCACUACCGAGCCCGUCGACCCCGCCGAGGCCGCUGAGGACGCCAACCCUACCAACCCCGUCAACGCAUCAUCCAAUGUCAGGACACAGAAGCGCAACCGCGCCAGGCGCGCCUCGGCGAAGAAGGAGAAGGUCGUGAAGGAGGAGAAGAAGAUCGAGGAGGAGGCAAGGAAGAGGCGUGUCGAGGUCGAGGAGGUUCCGGAUGAGCCGGUCCCCCUCCGCCGCCCCAGGACCGCCAUCGUCUGCACCAACCCCAAGUACGCGAAGACGUCGCCCCUCAUCUUCACCAAUCCCCUUCUAGAGACGACCAACCCCCAGAGCUCAUUCCUCAAGGAGUCUCCGCGCCGCGAACACAGUCGGAUAUGGCAGUCCCAGGACGUCAUCUCGGACCUUACCAACCGCAGAAUGAAGCACGGGUACCCGCUAGUCACGCCGACGGUGACCGACGAGAGCGGCUCGACGAGCAGCAGCGUGAGCGGUACGAGUACCGACGUGGCGGGCGCCGAGCUCGACACGGUGAUCACCAAGCAGCUUCCGAUGGCAGCGAACAUUGCCAAGGCGCUCAUGCUCCCGGUCGGUAGCGUCUCGGAGGUCUCGCUGCCUCACAACACUGUCACGGAGGCUCAGGACAUGGACGAGGAGAUGGCCGAGCUGAUGAAGGGACGCGAGAAGGGGCUGGUUUGGCCUGCCGAGACUUAUGGUCCCAAGGCGGCGACCAACAACAAGGCAUAG